Struthio camelus australis is the source of this 2453-nucleotide messenger RNA. The record is from RefSeq and is a predicted model, not a curated record. Lineage: Eukaryota; Metazoa; Chordata; Aves; Struthioniformes; Struthionidae.
AUUUUUCUGCUGCUGGAGAAGUAGAUAUGCGUUGCCAUGAUUCAGAUUUCAGCACAAUAGUCAGGAUAGGUUUUGCGCUAGCACUGGAUGUCCUUGGGAACUUUCCUGUCUUCUGUGGGCUUUUGAAGAUAAUUGCAGAAUCCAGACAGGUCUGAAACACUAGGAACAUGAGUGUUCUUCUCAUUGAAGCUUUUUAUGGUGGUUCUCAUAAGCAGCUGGUAGAUCUUCUUAAGGAGGAGAUGGAAGAAUGUGUCCUCUGCACCCUGCCUGCCAAGAAGUGGCCAUGGAAAGCACGAACUGCCGCCAUCUCUUUCAUGCAAACGGUACCACCUAACGCUAAUUACAGGGUCCUCUUUGCAAGCUCCGUGCUUAACCUGGCUGAACUCGUGGCCCUGCGGCCUGACCUUGGCAAAUUGAGAAAGGUCCUCUACUUCCAUGAGAACCAAUUGGCCUAUCCCGUCCAGAAGUGCCAGGAAAGAGAUUUUCAAUACGGAUACAACCAGAUUCUCUCUUGUUUGGUUGCUGAUGUUGUUGUGUUCAACUCUGCUUUUAAUAUGGAAUCAUUUCUUACGUCUAUUGGAAAAUUUAUGAAGCUGAUUCCUGACCACAGACCUAAGGAUCUGGAAAAAAUAAUCAGACCAAAGUGCCAAGUUCUUUACUUUCCAGUCAAGUUACCUGAUGUGAGCAGAGGCCACCUCUGGAGGAAGAAGGGAAGAGUCCUGCAGAUGGUAGUUAUGGAUCCCCUUUGCUGUUACGCAGAGAUCUGCAGUACAGAUAAUCCGCAGAUGAACGGGAGCACCUUUCAUCUCUUUAUACCCCCGUGCUGCUGGUUCAUGCCAGAACAUAAGCUUGCGCGUUUGGAAAAGGUAAUUGGUGUUAAAAGUACUGGAGAUGCUUAUCAGCGUGAGGGUCUGCCUACCCAGCAGCAGAGCAGAGUGCUAGGAGGUUUAAUGAAAACCAGCAACGUGCAUCUCGAGUCUGGACUUUGUGAAGCCCAGCCUGGACUUUGUACCGCACAACCAGAGAGGCCUCCUUCCCCAUUAACAACGCUGGAGAAAUCGAGCAAGCCUGGAGCAUCAGAAAGUACAAAUCCUUGUCAAGAAGGAGAUAAGCAACAUCUGACUUUUAACCUCUGUAAUAUCUUGAGUGGAGCGGACUAUCAGCAAAGACCUUUACAUCUUGUCUGGCCUCACAGGUGGGAACACGAUAAAGAUCCUGAAACUUUCUUUAAAGUACUGCUGCAACUUAAAGAGAAAGAACUGCCUUUUCAUGUCUCUGUGCUGGGAGAGUCUUUCAGCGAAGUUCCAGCUAUAUUUUCCGAGGCCAAAAAAGCGUUGGGAUCUUCUGUCUUGCACUGGGGCUACUUACCCAGCAGAGAUGACUAUUUCCAAGCUCUGUGCAUGGCUGACGUUGUCAUCUCGACAGCUAAGCAUGAAUUCUUUGGAGUGGCAAUGGUAGAAGCUGUGUAUUGCGGCUGUUAUCCGUUGUGUCCCAAAGCCUUGGUGUACCCAGAGAUAUUUCCAGCUGAAUAUCUGUAUUCUACACCUGAACAGCUUUUUAAAAGGCUUCAGAAUUUCUGCAAGAGACCAGAUAUUGUAAGGAAACAUCUCUAUAAGACAGAAAGAAAGAAAUUAGUUUUAAAAUGAAGAAAAUGCUUUACUGCAAGCAGCUUUGCACCUUGACUCUUCCUAUCUUAUGCUCACUUGCAAAGGGAAGGAGCUGGGUCACAAAGAGAAGCUGACCCGGUACAAAUUGACUCUAUAAAUCGCUCUGGUUUCUCGCAUUCCCAAUCUCAGUUUUUGUGCCAAUUUUAAUUGCACAAAUUAAUUUUGUUAAGGUAAUAUUAAAAAUGUUAAAACGUUCACCAAAUCGGUACUGUCUGUUCCAACGCCAACUGUCGUGAAGCAAUAGGUCUGAAUGAAUGAACAGUCCUUUAAUAAAGUCUAGUGGUUAACUCUGAAGUCUAAUGAUGACCAUGUAAAUAUUAAUUAUUUCGGUUCUGCUCUUAGGACGUGAAAAACAAGAAGGUUGAUUAUAGCAUAAAAGAUAUCGUAUUGCUACUGACGUCUUGAUCUAAUGCCUCUCCUUCAUGGGAAGAUCCUGCUUUAUGUGAGAUUGCUGAUUUGGUCUGGGCUUGUUUAGAAACUGUUGACUGACAGAUGCUCUAUACCUUGAGAAAGCGACCGCCCAAACCUUUGAAAAGUUAUCACCAAAAAUCUAAAUAUAUCUGUAUGCGUAAUGUUACGAAGUUGCUACUUUGCUAGAGUUAAAAACCCAGACGCUCAUCCACGCAUUUGCGCGCGAACCAAGUUGCCACGUGCAAACGUGAAGCGCGCAACAAAACCGGCGUGCAAACGUGCGCGCUCCGAGGUUGCUCUGAAACACAGGCAAAAGGGAGGCCGGCGGCGGCGAACCCGGCGCAUGAGCCGCUCCUACCGGUUCUUAGUCCUGCC